Molecule: messenger RNA, 1812 nt
Organism: Lizanozyma spartinae
Lineage: Eukaryota; Fungi; Ascomycota; Pichiomycetes; Serinales; Debaryomycetaceae
Product: protein-lysine N-methyltransferase
Exons: 1
Coding region: 1-1812 (603 amino acids)
Biological process (GO): peptidyl-lysine monomethylation
Cellular component (GO): nucleus
Molecular function (GO): protein-lysine N-methyltransferase activity
Source: RefSeq, a predicted model, not a curated record
AUGUCGGAAGAAAUCAACAAAUUAGUAACUUGGGCUAAACUGAAAGGUGCUGUGAUCUCCAAUAAUGUUGGGUUUGGAUAUUUGGAGGCAGGUUACAUAGGUGCCGUAUACAAUGACAGCGAUGGCAUCGAUAAUGGAACUCCAACGAUGAAGAUACCAUUCGAAGCUCUUAUUACCAUUGAUAAGGCUAUAGAGUAUUUUGGAGACUGGGCUAGACCAGUGCACUCCAAGACUAGCAAUGUCAAUGCUAUACUUAAGUUAUACUUGAGUAAACUUCGCAGUGAACCUCAGAAUGAGUUCAAGGCAUUCGUUGACUUGUUGCCCAAAUCAGAGCAAAUUGGAACUCCCUAUUGUUGGGAUGGCGAACAUAAGGCGCUUUUAAAGGGAACAAAUUUGGGUAAUUCAUUAAAAGAUAACAUCACUGUUUUAAUUGAAGAAUGGUGGCAAGUAAUUAACAUGAUACCUGAAUCGGUUGCUAAACCCGAAGAACAUUUUAUUAACAUGAAAUUUUACUAUGAAUACAAAUUCUAUACGGAUGAUGAUAUUUACAAGUAUUUUGCUGUUGAUGUUGAUACUAAAAAUUGGACGAGUUUCCCCAAUUAUUUGUGGGCAUCACUUAUAUUGAAAUCCAGAUCCUUCCCCUAUUACUUGUUUGCCAAGCAUGUGAGUCGGAAAGUAGCACCAGAUGAAGCAGUGCUUAUCCCCGUUAUUGAUUUGACCAACCAUAACCCUAAGGCCAAGGUGACUUGGCUAGUUGAUGAAACCGAUGGCAGUUUUACAUUACAAUGCGAGAACCCUGAACGAGUUCAAGGGUGUGAAUUAUACAAUAAUUAUGGGAUGAAAGGUAACGAGGAGCUUCUUCUUGCUUAUGGAUUCUGCCUAGAAGAUAAUACUGCAGACUCUGCUGCGUUGAAGAUCAAAGUGCCAAUGGAACUUUUGUCUGAAUUGGAGCUGCAGGGAGUUAAGUUACCUACGAUGAAUGAUUAUACUACAGCUGUUCAUAGAAGUGAAAAUGUUGAAGACAAUGAUGAAAAGGCUGUUAAUAAAUACUCCCAAUACCAAGAUGGACUUCUUUUUUUCAUUACAAAGACUCACAUUCCUGAUAGUUUGAUCUUAUUAUUUCAAUUGUUGAUGAAGAAUAAGUAUGAGACCAAGCUUAGUUUGAGAAUGAGAUUAAGUGGUUUAAACCAAUUGAGACAAGCCAUUGAAAGUAAACUAGUUAUUCUUGAGAAUGUCGCAUUACCAACAGAUAAAAACAAGAAUGACAUUCAAUUGAAGAACAUAGGGAUCUACUUGAAGUCUCAAAAGAGUAUUAUGUCGUCUGCCAUUAAGAACAUCAAGAGACAAGAGAAGACACUUUUAGCAGAACACAAAAGCCAAUUGAUAAGUUUGAAGAGCGUAUGGAAGAAAGAUCUUCCGUUCCAACGUUCGUUACUCUUAGCACUUGGAGUUACCAGUUUUGAACAAAUGGUAGAAGCUCAGUUCCAGGAUCAAUGCUGGCUAUUAUGGUUAAUCCGAUGCUACAAUAGAAAGGAAUACGAUUUAACUGAAGAUGAAGUCUUUUUACCUGAAUGGAUUCACGAUUACUUUGUCAGGGUCGUGUCCGAGACCACUAUUCAGCCAUCGGAAGUGAUUCAGUAUAAGGAACUCUACCAAGGGUUAAUACCAGAAUUAAACCGGAUGGUUCCUGAUGUAUACAAUGUUGGCAGAUGGACAGUUGACGAGCUUAUCAUUAGUGCCAAAGUAUUGGACUUGAUAAGUUUCACAAGAGGAAAAGAACAAGAGUGUAUAUUAGUUGCACCAACACAGUAA